Staurois parvus is the source of this 370-nucleotide messenger RNA. The record is from the annotation of a GenBank genome assembly. NCBI's taxonomy places the organism in Eukaryota, Metazoa, Chordata, Amphibia, Anura, Ranidae.
GAUUCCCCGCUGGCACCUGGCGAUCACCGAGUAAAGCUGACUGGGGAGAGACCUGUGUGUAAACAACACAGUUCUCCUCCCUGUCAGCUGAGGCACACUGUUUUGGAUGGCUGUGCACAGCACAGCCAUCCAAAACUGUGCUUGCAGUGAAACACACUGAAAUGGCCCUCUAUGUAAAACACUCCCAGCACACAGUUAACCCUUUGAUUGCCCCUCAUGUUAACCCUUUCUUGCGCAGUUUCAUUAGUACAGUGUCAGUACUUUGUUUUGGCACUGAUCACUGUAUUGGUGUCACUGGGGAUGUCAGUGACACCAAGUCAGUUCCCCCCAGUGUCAGAAUGCCUGCUUCUGUCCCACUAUAGGUCACUGA